This is a messenger RNA of Eruca vesicaria subsp. sativa (arugula), 1896 nucleotides long. NCBI's taxonomy places the organism in Eukaryota, Viridiplantae, Streptophyta, Magnoliopsida, Brassicales, Brassicaceae. The record is from the annotation of a GenBank genome assembly.
AUGAUGAAGAACGUAAGCAAGGCGACGCCUGAGUAUGCGACAUCUGAAACUUUGGUGUGGUGGGACAUGGACAGCUGUCCGCUCCCCAAUGGUUAUGACCCAAGUCAGCUCGGUCCGAGAAUAAACACGGAGUUAAAGAAUCUAGGCUACAACGGUCCGCUCACCAUCAUUGCCCUUGGUAACCUGGACGGGAUCCCUCAUGAGUUCCUGAAUGUGCUCUCUUCCAACGGAUUCAUUAUUAAACACUCAGGAUACGGCAUGUAUACGGACAUGUCAGAAUAUUUCGUUUCGCGCAACAGACUUUGUCAGCCUCCUCCGGUGACAAUAAUACUCAUAUCCGGCCUUCCUGGUCUAAUGGAAUCAGUCACUUACCAGAUUUACGUCAGGCCCGACUGUGGAUACAACCUUCUACUGGCAUAUCCACCACAUGUUGAACCUAAACAACCACAUCCUUCAUCCUUUGUCCACUUUGGGUCCUCCAAUGAGGAGAAGGAGACAAGAAGACUCAACAACAAAGGCAGUGGAAUGCCGUUUUCUUGCGGAUUAUGCUAUUUUUUCUGCCCUACCUUUGAAGAUUUCACCAGUCACCUCCAGAGCGACAAGCAUACACGCGAGCUUUCUUCAUUAGUAAACUGGAAACCUAACCAGAAACUUAUGGAAAUGCCCGUUAUCGGAAAACAACACUUGGCCAACUUUACAAAAGCCUUGAAGACACCAAACUUGUAUGUCACUUUGGUUUUAAUAUUACACCGAUAUGACAAGAAAACCAGCGCCAAUCAUUCAAAAUGUUAUGAAAUGCCAAAAAAAGUGUGGAUAACAGUUAGCAUCAUAUCAGUUACUUUUCCAGAAAGCACUUGGUUAAAAAAAGAAGAAAAGAUGAUGAAGAACGUAAGCAAGGCGACGCCUGAGUAUGCGACAUCUGAAACUUUAGUGUGGUGGGACAUGGACAGCUGUCCGCUCCCCAGUGGUUAUGACCCAAGCCGGCUCGGUCCGAGAAUAGACACGGAGUUGAAGAAUCUAGGCUACAAUGGUCCGCUCACCCUAAUUGCCCUUGGCGACCUGGACGGGAUCCCUUAUGAGUUCCUGGAAGUGCUCUCUUCCAACGGAUUCGUUAUUAAACACUCAGGAUACGGCAUGUAUCCGGACAUGUCAAAAUAUUUCGUUUCGCGCAACAGACUUUGUCAGCCUCCUCCGGUGACAAUAAUGCUCAUAUCCGGCCUUCCUGGUCUAAUGGAAUCACUCACUUGCGAGAUUUACGUCAGGCCCGACUGUGGAUACAAUCUUCUACUGGCAUAUCCACCACAUGUGAAACCUAAACAACCACAUCCUUCAUCCUUUGUCCGCUUUGGUGGAGAGUGGCUCUGGAGUAGGGCUAGCUUACUGAAAGGGUCCUCCAAUGAGGAGAAGGAAACAAGAAGACUCAACAAAGGCAGUGGAAUGCAGUUUUCUUGCGGAUUCUGCAAUUUUUUCCGCCCCACCUUUGAAGAUUUCAUCAAUCACCUCCAGAGCGACAAGCAUACACGCAAGGUUGCAGUGCAUAAUGGUGCCAGGGAUACCAAGUUUAAGCUGGCUCUUAAAGAAUUAGAGGCGGAUAAGCUUUCAGAGCAUUAUCUUGAUCAAUUGUGGGAAAGAAAAUCCUACUUUAAUCGUCGGCAUAAGCAUCUUACUUCCAACCCGUUUAAGCAAUCUAAGGCAGAAAUGUCGAACAUUCAAAAAGUUGCUUCUUCCCUUCCAGAGAAUUCUACAUCUAAGACAAAGAAGGCAAAAAAUUUGGAGGUUGAACAAGAAUUCGAGUCUUCCCUUCCAAAGAAUACUAUUGCGAAGGAGCAAUCGAAGUCAAAAAUGUCCAUGAUUCAAGGAGAGUACAUGGCCCUCCGUGGUGAUCUUGUUCUCUAA